Messenger RNA from Scheffersomyces coipomensis, 2885 nucleotides. Its product is annotated as FAD binding domain-containing protein. Bases 388 to 2484 code for a protein of 698 amino acids. The transcript has a single exon. The record is from RefSeq and is a predicted model, not a curated record. Gene Ontology annotation, molecular function: FAD binding; oxidoreductase activity. NCBI's taxonomy places the organism in Eukaryota, Fungi, Ascomycota, Pichiomycetes, Serinales, Debaryomycetaceae.
GUGUGCCAUUUUAACAUUUAUUUUCUAAUUUCUAAUUCUAGAAUUUUGGUAUACUCCUUUAAACCUUCUCUUCCUAUGAACUAUGUCUGCUGAAUAGAGUUAGCGUUUUCAAAUAAAUGUAAUUCAUUAUUAAAAUAAUAGGAUUGGUAAGAGGUUUGGGCUUUAGUAAAAUUUACCUCAUUAUUACUUAUGGCUGUACCCCGCGAAAAAAAAUAAAAAAAAUUAGUGUGGGGAUUUUUGGCACUGAUAAGAGUUCUUCCAGCUUAAGAACCGUGCCGACUGUUUUGCAAUCAAAAAAUGGCUCAAUCAAAUGGUCUGAAAUAUAUAUAAACAGCAUCUUCGGGAUGCAAAUCGAAAUGAAAAUGGAAAUGGAAAUCAAGAACGUUUAUGUUAAACAACAGAAUGUCCUACAAAACAAGAGAAUCAAAUGUUGACGUGUUAAUUAUUGGGGCCGGUCCAGCUGGACAUAUGGCAGCCACUUGGUUUGCACGAACUGGUGUUAAUGCUCGUAUCAUCGAUAAAAGAAGUGCUCGACAAUUUGUUGGCCAAGCAGAUGGUCUUCAAAGUCGUAGUCUCGAGAUAUUCCAAUCCUUUGGCUUUGCUGAUCGUGCUCUAAAGGAAUCAAAUCAUAUGUUGGAACUUUGUUUCUGGGAACCUGAACAAGAUGCUAGUAAAGGUAUAAAACGUUCUGGUGCUAUUCCUGAUACUACUAUAGGGUUGUCUAGAUUCCAACAAGUUGUUAUUCAUCAAGGAACAGUUGAAGGUUGGAUGAGGGAUUCUUGGAAGAAAUGGUCCGACAACACUCUUGUUCUUGAAAGACCAGUACAAGCGAAAGAAUUGGAAAUCGAUCAAUCAGUGCAAUCAACCGAUCUCAAAAGUUUCCCGGUGACAGUUACUGUUGAACAUUUGGAUGAUGAUCAAGCUGCAGUUGAACAAUUUGGUAGUAAGAUUUCCAAUGGACUUUUUCGACAAUUUGAUGGAGAUGGCGAUAAGAUUGUUCAAGGGGAAACCGAAAUUAUUCAUGCAAAGUAUGUUUUGGGUACUGAUGGAGCUCAUUCUUGGGUACGUAAACAAUUAGGAAUAUCAAUGACUGGAGAAUCAACUGAUUAUGUUUGGGGUGUUCUCGAUGGAAUUCCUGUAACAGAUUUUCCCGAUAUUAGAUGUCGUUGUGCUAUUCAUUCAGCUGAAAAUGGAUCCAUAAUGAUUAUUCCUAGAGAACAUAACAUGAUUAGAUUAUAUAUACAAUUGCAAAAGGCUCCAAGGGCAAAUGAUUCUAAUAGUGGACGUAUUGAUAGAUCAAAGAUCACUCCUGAAUUGAUCUUGGAAAAUGCAAAUAAGAUAUUAUACCCUUAUACUAUUGAAAUGGUUGAUAUUAAAUGGUAUACCGCGUAUCAAAUUGGUCAACGUGUUGCUACUGAAUUUCAAAAGGGCGGUAGGGUCUUCUUGGCAGGUGAUGCUACUCAUACUCAUUCACCUAAGGCUGGCCAAGGUAUGAAUAUUUCCAUGGCUGAUACUUACAAUUUAUCCUGGAAGAUAGCUCACGUGGUUAAGGGUUUGGCUAGUCCAAUUAUCUUAGAUACUUAUGAAUCCGAAAGAAAGACAGUCGCUGAAAAUUUAAUUGAAUUUGAUUCUACCAUAGCAAGUUUAUUUUCCAGUCGUCCAGCAGUAAAUGGUAAGGAAACUCCAGGGGUCGAUCUUGAAGAAUUUCAUCGAGUAUUUGAAAAGAGUAACGAAUUUACAUCAGGAACAACUGUAGAUUACAACAAAUCUAUACUCAUUGAUAAAGUUGAUUCUGGAUCAAGGAAAUUUAGAUAUGAUGAAGAGAAUAUCUUCACUUCUCCAUUGGCUAAAAGAUGCCCUAUUGGUCGCCGUUUAGGUUCUUCUCAAGUUUUAGUCCAAUCUGAUUCUAAACCGGUUUAUUUGGAAGAUAUUAUGCCUUCAGACGGGCGUUGGAGAGUGUUGUACUUUGCUGGAGAUAUUAAAAACAAUGAAUACCUCCAGAACUUUAUGAAUUUAUUUGGUGAUUAUUUGAAUUCUCAAAACAAUUUCGUUAAGAAAUAUACCCCAGCAACUGCAAAGAUUUAUUCUGUGAUUGAAGUUCUAUUAGUUCAUGCUUCUAAACGUAAAGCCUACGAAUGGAAUGAUUUUCACACGGCAUUCAGACCUAGAGAUUACAAAGGUCGUAUGGACUACCUCAGAAUCUUUAGUGACGAUGAAUCGUAUCAUCACGGACAUGGUCAUGCAUAUGAGAAGUAUGGUAUUGAUCCAUCAGUUGGAGCAUUUUUGGUAAUUCGUCCAGAUGGUCACUUGGCAAAAGUGGAGAAUUUAAGUGAAGAAGGUAUCGCAAACAUCGAAAAGUACUUUUCAGGCUUCAUGAUUCCUCAAUUGGUAUCUUUAUCAAAUCAUCAACAAAUUGUUGUUGAAAAGGAAAACAAAGAGUGGUAUGGAUCCCAUUCUUAUGCAGUAAGAGCAUUAGCAGAAUGAUAAUAUGAUAAUGAAUCUUAUACUUAACAAUUAGUAAAUACUCGAUUUAAAUUUAUUUUCAAUCAUAUAUAUACAAAAUAUUAACUCUUUAAUUGUCAGAAUUAACAAUAAAUAAAUCUCUUUGCCAAACAAUAUCUAAUUUCUUCAAUAGAACUUACUAGGCUUCAUCUUGGUACUUACCGCAUCUGCUAAGAUUACUCUUAGUGGUUAAUAAUAGAUUAUUUAUUGUUGAUACAGCUAAUAGAAUUAAAUUUGUCGAAUUAAAAUGGGGUUUGAAACUUGGUUGUAAAUCUAUGAGCAUAGGAAUUUUGAGAUACAAGUUUCGGGUGCUACAUGAGUAUAGAAAAAGUAAAAUCGUCAUGUAUCAUUUUAUAACAGAAUAUACUGGGAUAAAGAAAUAG